Messenger RNA from Caenorhabditis sp. 36 PRJEB53466, 1552 nucleotides. The record is from the annotation of a GenBank genome assembly. Lineage: Eukaryota; Metazoa; Nematoda; Chromadorea; Rhabditida; Rhabditidae.
AUGACCGCCGAACUUGAGGAUUCUUCCCCUUUGCCUGCCAUGGAUGGAAUUCAAGAAAAUCAGAGGAAGGAGAAGUCGUCGAAUUGCGCGAUAUGCAGAGAGGAAGGCGACGGAUAUCAUUUUGGAGCAGAAGCUUGCAGGUCAGCACAUACCUUGAGAAACUGCGGAAAUCGAAAAAGCUGAACAUUUUCAGAGCAUGCGCCGCGUUCUUCCGCAGAAGUGUGUCCCUCGGCAAGAAGUAUUUGUGUCGUGGUAACGGGAGUUGUGAAAUAACAGCCAGUAAGUCCCUCAAUCAUCGAAAUACGUCGGUACCCUCAAAGAACCAGAUAUCCGGUGUAUGUGUCGUGCAUGUCGAUACUCAAAAUGUCUGGAGGUUGGAAUGAAUCCGGCUGGAGUGCAACAACGGCGAGACACCAUCGGAAAACGUGAUAUGACGAAGGCGGAGUCCAUGGAUUCGCCUGAUCUCACGCGUCUUCUGAAUUCUAUCCGAGAAAUUCCGACGACGAGCUCUCCGUGCCCUCCGACUUCUGAUGAUUUACCCCAGUUGUGCAAAGAGCAAAUGUCGAUUCUUGUGAAAAUGCGCACAAAUUAUCGGAAAAUGGACAACGCGAGACUUGUAAUUCAUCGAAAAGACGGGCAGAGUCUAUUCAAGGAAAAGUUUCCGAAAGCGGUGAAUUACAUGGAAGCCGCCGACCAGGGAGUGCGGGAAGUGUCUCUGGUGGCCGAUUGGAUCGCCUGGUGCUUUGAUGAUUUUGUUGCCUUGCCAAUUGAUCAGAAAGUAGAGAAUAAUAGUUUUCAGAAAAAAUCAGUGUUCUUUCUUUUCAGAAAGUGCUCUUCCAGAAUUUCUAUCCGUCGUUCACAUUGCUCGAAGGAUCUUUUUUGUGUCACAUUAACAAAACUUCGAAUGCUGUGAUUCUGCCGUCCGGGGACUACAUUGACAUGGAAAACCUCGACAAAUUUUUCUUUGAUCCAAAUGCCGAGCAACCAAUGACCGGCGAGGAAAUUGAAAAGUAAGCGCUUUAUAAACUACUAACAAUUUCCUUGUCUUCACACCCUUUUCCUCUUUUCUAGCUGCUGCUUCUCCGUGCCGUUACGCAAAACACGUGUGCAAAAUAGUUUAGAUGUUGCAGAAUGUUCAAACCUUCCUUCGAACUUCAUCGCCGCUGCCUCAUUCUACCGAUGAUGGCCGAAAACAUUGACGUCUACGAGUUCUUCGCCCUCUGCACUCUUGUCUUUUGGGAUUUCGGUCUGACUGGCCAAUCGGAUGAAUGCAUAAAUGUCGGGAAAAGUGUGAAACAUCGACUUAUGAAGGAGCUCGCAUUCUAUUUGCGAUACGUGAAAAAAAUUGAAGAGCCGGCCAUCCGAGUGGCUUCUAUGCUUACUCUUCUUCCGGCACUUCAGGUGGGUGAUGUUACUUACUCUUCUAAAGUCACCUUCCUUCAUUCAGAGAUCCGUUCGCCGGUUCCAGGAAGACAUCGAGAUAACGCACGUUUUCAACAUUUACGCUCCACCCGAAGAAUUCUACAAUCUUGUCAAUGGAAAGUUCUGCUAG